This is a messenger RNA of Cotesia glomerata, 546 nucleotides long. RefSeq names its product cytochrome b-c1 complex subunit 6, mitochondrial (gene UQCR-11). NCBI's taxonomy places the organism in Eukaryota, Metazoa, Arthropoda, Insecta, Hymenoptera, Braconidae. The record is from RefSeq and is a predicted model, not a curated record. The coding region runs from base 139 to 408 and encodes 89 amino acids. Gene Ontology annotation, biological process: mitochondrial electron transport, ubiquinol to cytochrome c. The transcript has 3 exons.
UAUAAUAAAAUAUGUGAGUUUUAAAUUAGACUGUAAAUUUUGCCGUCAGUGACAUCUGCAAUAAAUUUAGACAUUAAAAUUAGAUCUUUAGGAGUGGAGACAUUUCAGAUUGAUCAAACGCGAGGAGUAUUAUUCGCAAUGUCAUUCCUGCAGAAUUUUAUGGCCCGCUUCGUGCCGGUGGUUAAGGCCUCAGACGAGGAUGCCGAAUUGGUCGACCCGCAAAAAGUAUUACGAGAAAAAUGCCAAGAGCAGCCGAAGUGCGUUAAAUUUCACGAAAGACUAUCAACAUGCAAUGAUCGAGUAAACUCUCGUACCAAGACCGAGGAGACUUGUCUCGAAGAGAUAAUCGACUACGUCAGCUGUGUUGAUCACUGUGUAUCUCACGAUCUCUUCAGUAAGCUUAAAUAAAUACUUGAAAAAAUAAUUUAAUUAACAAUAACACAAUGUUAAAUUAUUGAGACGCUGAGAAUAUUAUACUAGCUCUAUAUUUAUCUCGUUGUAUAUAAAAACUCAUGUUAGAAAUAAAAAAAAAAUAAUCGAAUUAAA